Messenger RNA from Urocitellus parryii (Arctic ground squirrel), 1601 nucleotides. It is a transcript of the gene Mmp13, whose product is annotated as matrix metallopeptidase 13. Gene Ontology annotation, molecular function: zinc ion binding; metalloendopeptidase activity. Gene Ontology annotation, biological process: extracellular matrix organization; proteolysis; collagen catabolic process. The record is from RefSeq and is a predicted model, not a curated record. Gene Ontology annotation, cellular component: extracellular matrix. NCBI's taxonomy places the organism in Eukaryota, Metazoa, Chordata, Mammalia, Rodentia, Sciuridae.
ACUCCAGGCACAGCCAUUCAAGAUGCACCCAGGUGUCCUGGCUGCCUUCCUCCUCUUGAGCUGGACUCACUGUCGGGCCCUGCCCCUCCCMAGUGGUGAUGAUGAUGAAGACUUGUCUGAGGAAGACCUCCAGUUUGCAGAGCACUACUUGAAAUCUUAUUACCAUCCUUCAAAUCUUGCGGGAAUCCUGAAGAAGAAUGCAGCAAGCUCCAUGGUGGACAGGCUCCGAGAAAUGCAGUCUUUCUUCGGCUUAGAGGUGACGGGCAAACUGGACGAUAGCACCUUAGAUAUCAUGAAAAAACCAAGAUGCGGGGUCCCUGAUGUGGGCGAAUACAAUGUUUUCCCUCGGACUCUCAAAUGGUCCCAAACGAAUUUAACCUACAGAAUUGUGAAUUAUACCCCUGAUAUGACUCAUUCUGAAGUGGAGAAGGCAUUUAAAAAAGCCUUCAAAGUGUGGUCCGAUGUGACACCUUUGAAUUUUACCAGACUCCAUGAUGGCACAGCAGACAUCAUGAUCUCUUUUGGAACUAAAGAGCAUGGAGACUUCUACCCAUUUGAUGGACCCUCUGGUCUGCUGGCUCAUGCUUUUCCUCCUGGACCAAACUAUGGAGGAGAUGCCCAUUUUGAUGAUGAUGAAGACUGGACCAGUAGUUCUAAAGGCUAUAACUUGUUUCUUGUAGCUGCCCAUGAGUUUGGUCACUCCUUAGGUCUUGACCACUCCAAGGACCCAGGAGCCCUCAUGUUUCCCAUCUACACCUACACUGGAAAAAGCCAUUUCAUGCUUCCUGAUGAUGAUGUACAAGGAAUCCAGUCUCUCUAUGGUCCAGGAGAUGAAGAUCCUAACCCUAAACAUCCCAAAACACCAGACAAAUGUGACCCCUCCUUAACCCUUGAUGCCAUUACCAGUCUCCGAGGAGAAACAAUGAUCUUUAAAGACAGAUUCUUUUGGCGCCUGCACCCUCAGCAGGUUGAUGCAGAGCUGUUUUUGACAAAAUCAUUUUGGCCAGAACUUCCCAAUCGUGUUGAUGCUGCAUAUGAACAUCCUUCUCACGACCUUAUAUUCAUCUUCCGAGGUAGAAAAUUUUGGGCUCUUAAUGGUUAUGACAUUCUGGAAGGUUAUCCCAGAAAAAUAUCUGAACUGGGUUUUCCAAAAGAGGUUAAGAAGAUAAGUGCUGCUGUUCAUUUUGAGAACACGGGCAAGACCCUCUUCUUCUCAGGAAACCAGGUCUGGAGAUAUGAUGAUACUAAUCAUAUCAUGGACAAAGACUAUCCCAGACUGAUAGAGGAGGAAUUCCCAGGAAUUGGCGAUAAAGUGGAUGCUGUAUAUGAGAAAAAUGGUUAUAUUUAUUUUUUCAAUGGACCCAUACAGUUUGAAUAUAGCAUCUGGAGUAACCGUAUUGUUCGUGUCAUGCCAGCAAAUUCAUUACUGUGGUGUUAAGUGUCUUUAAACAUUGUUAUUUAAAUCCUGGAGAUCACUUGGGAUAAUACUUCCAGAAAUGUGGGGCAAGGGAGGACAGCUUUGUUCUGAGAACAAGCUUUCAUAAGUUAUCUUUGAGCAUUUAUUAUCUAUAUGACUAUGCGUGGCUGGAACCACAUUGAAG